UUUCAACAAUGAAUUAAUUUUUUUGAUAAUUUGUAAGAGUAUUUAAAAAGAUAUUUAAAUUAGAAGGAAAUCUUAUUAAAUAAGAGUUGCUUAUAAAUUUGUUCUAAACUUAUCAAUAGAAACACACAGGAAUUCUAUGUAAGAGAUUAAAAGUUAUUUUUCGUGAAAAAGAAAAAUUCAGGGGCUCCAAAACGACAAUUUGUAGCCAAGCAUGGAGUUCCUGAAUCUAUCUUAUGAAAUUGUGCAAACAACCUGGCCUGUGGAAUCAUAACACAUGCACACACUUUCAUCUUUAUUAUUGGGAUGUCAUCAAAGAGAAAGAUUGAAAAAUAUCUUAAAUGCACAGUAGUGGGUGAUAAAGGUGUUGGAAAAACUUCUCUUCUUCUAGCUUAUGCGAAUAAACGAUUCCCAACUGAAAUAGAUCUUAGGAAUGCCAGGACUUUCUGCCCUUCAUUAGAGUCUGUGACAAUAAAUGUCGCAGAUUGGACUGUUGAAUUAUUCGACAUCGCAACAAGUGCUGAAUAUGAGCGUUUGAGACCUCUGGGGUAUGAGAACACUCAUAUUUUCUUCGUUUGCUUCUCCGUUGUCAUGCCGUCAUCUGCCGAAAGCCUUAAGACGCAGUGGCUUCCAGAGAUAACUUUUAAUCGUCGGAAAGCGCGGUACAUUUUGGUUGGAACACAAAUCGAUUUACGAGAUGACGAAGUGACAAUUGAAAAAAUGGCUCAAAACAACCAAAAACCAUUCACAGUUGAAGAGGGCCAGAAGCUGGCUGAAGAGCUUAAAGCUCUUAAAUAUCUUGAAUGCUCUGUCUUAACCCAAGAAGGCUUGCAAGAGUUAAUGGAGGAAGCAGUGCAUGCAACUUUUUCAGCUCCAAAAACGAAAAGGAAACGUAAAUGCUUAAUCUUAUGAACUUCUUGGAGCAUUGAUGUUAUGGUACAGAUUAUUAAUAUGAUAUUAAAGGGAAAAAGAUUUA
Molecule: messenger RNA, 973 nt
Organism: Argiope bruennichi
Lineage: Eukaryota; Metazoa; Arthropoda; Arachnida; Araneae; Araneidae
Product: cdc42 homolog
Exons: 6
Coding region: 304-909 (201 amino acids)
Biological process (GO): small GTPase-mediated signal transduction
Molecular function (GO): GTPase activity; GTP binding
Source: RefSeq, a predicted model, not a curated record